This is a messenger RNA of Hypomesus transpacificus, 812 nucleotides long. RefSeq names its product ubiquitin-conjugating enzyme E2C (gene ube2c). The transcript is spliced from 7 exons. The record is from RefSeq and is a predicted model, not a curated record. Lineage: Eukaryota; Metazoa; Chordata; Actinopteri; Osmeriformes; Osmeridae. The coding region runs from base 130 to 648 and encodes 172 amino acids.
UGAAAGCAAGUUUAAACAGGGGGGCGGGAUAAACUCAGUUUGAAAUUUUUACUGCAACAGUCAGGACUCGGGAGGUGACGUCUGAUCAGAUUUAUUAGAAUUUAAUUACGGCACUGUACCUAGCUAGCUAUGGCCUCUCAGAAUAUGGAUCCCGCAGCAGCCUCAUCAACAACCUCUCGGAAAGGCAACGAAACCGGUGGCAGUGCGGCCAAGGGCUCCGUCUCCAAGAGACUUCAACAAGAACUGAUGACACUUAUGAUGUCCGGAGACAAGGGAAUAUCUGCCUUUCCAGAAUCAGACAAUCUUUUCAAGUGGAUCGGAACAAUACAUGGCGCUCCAGCAACGGUAUAUGAAGGCUUGAGGUACAAGCUGUCACUGGAGUUUCCCAGUGGCUACCCAUACAAAGCCCCUCGGGUGAAGUUCAUCACCCCCUGUUUCCACCCUAACGUGGACGAGCAAGGCUUUAUCUGUCUGGACAUCUUGAAAGACAAGUGGUCAGCCCUGUAUGAUGUGCGCUCCAUCCUCCUCUCCAUCCAAAGUUUACUAGGAGAGCCCAAUAAUGAGAGUCCAUUAAAUGCUGGUGCAGCUGAGCUUUGGGACAACCAAGAAGCCUUCAAAGCCCAUUUGCACUCAACCUUCAAGAACUGAGCUGCCCCACAGCCACACUUUCUUUCUUCUGUUAUCUGUCAAACUCUUUCUCUCUGUGGUGUCAGCUUCUAAUUAUGUAUAUUUGAAUACUGGGUAUGUGUAUGUACAGUAUUUACAUGUUUGUAUGAGAUGUGUGAAUAAAGAUUUUAAUGUUGAUACAAUCA